CAGUGUUAUUCAAGUCCAAGCAAAUGAACUCUGAAGAGAGUUAUUUAUCUUGGUAGGCCCCUGUGCUUCUGCCCAGGUAAACCCGUGGAUCAAUUAAUAGUUUGCUCUGCCGGGCCGAUUUUCCAUGUGCUUCUGCUGGUUACACCGUGGUGGAUGCCUGCCGUGUUGCUGCUUGGAGUAUUUUACAGAAACGGUUCGAUACUGCCAACAGCAGAAGUAUGUGAAGUUGGAAGAGGUUGAUGGGCGGUUUGAGUUUAUGCAGUUUCAUGAAAAAGUCAUCGAGAGAUUUUGCCUGCCACCUGAUGCAAAAGUAGUGUACAAAGAUGCAACAGGGACAGAAGUUGAUGAAGUGAUUUUCAGUGACCUUAUCAGCCAAGGCACUGUGGUCCUAACAGUUUUCUCAAGUGAUGAAUUUUCUGAUUGCUCCUUGUCUUCUGCAUCUGAUUGUUCUGACUCAAGCUUCAGCUCAAAUGCAAGUACAUCAACUAUACUUCUAGAUGAGGGUCCCAGGAAGAAAACAAGAGUUGAGGGUACUGUUGAUGCAGCAUCUGCUAAAAAGUUAAUUGAAGGUGUACUUGGAACCAAUUCAGGUGGUGAAGAGGUUCUCCAGGAAUAUCACACAACACAAACUCUAACAGAUGCUACCAGAAGAAAAAUGGUCAAUAUAAUAGUGGCUCACAUGAUUGAUUGCCAUGGGCACCUCCCCACCAAAGCUGUUAGAGAACAGUACGCGCUAGGGGUAGUGACAUUGUUCCCAUCCCUGAAAGACCCAUACUCCAAGAAAGGCUAUGAACACUUCUAUGAUGCUGCAAGCAGCACUGGAUACAUUUCUUGGCGUCUGAAAACGAUACAGAGAAAGACUAGACGAGGAUCUGCACCACCAAGUAGCUCCACUGGCUUUGCUCAAGAAGGAGGUAAGAAAUUAAGUGUCCACAAACUAGAUAAUGUUCUCAUUUACAUUAUAUCCUAUUUUGUUUUCAUUUACCUAUCUGCUCAGGGCCCAAAUUCCCAAAGGCCCAUUAAUGUCGACAUGCAGCUUGAUGGAGAUGCUUGCCAGGAGGCCAUCUCUUUGCUGAACCAUACAUCCGACACUUCCUUGAUUUUCCAGAAGAUGAGAGAGACCUUUCAGCAUCGUCAGAAGCUCAUCAAUGAUCCUGACAAAAGUCUUGAUAUCCUGUCUAUCUUCCCAAGAUUCUUGGAUACAAAAGGAUUGGUGAAUCAAGACUUCACUCUCCUGUUUGAUGAUGAGAUAUCUACCAGGCUGCUUCAGAAAUGGGAUCCAAUCUUUAGGUAUCAAAUCAUCAAAGAGGCCAAGCAGCUCACCUCAACAGUAGAGUUGCGUCAAUUGGUGCAGUCAGCAGAGAGUCUACCAGGAAGUGAUCUUGAUGAGGCAGCAACCUUUGACCAAGACAUGGCCUCCCUGUUGUUACUGUUACAUCUCCUUCCGCCACCUCCAGGAGGACCAAAG
Messenger RNA from Oreochromis aureus, 1468 nucleotides. RefSeq lists its product as uncharacterized. The annotation marks the transcript as partial. The record is from RefSeq and is a predicted model, not a curated record. Lineage: Eukaryota; Metazoa; Chordata; Actinopteri; Cichliformes; Cichlidae. The transcript has 10 exons.